AUGGUGACCACGGCGCCGCGUCGAGAUUCGGCUCUUGAGGACACUGAGCUUGCGCCACCACCUCCAGCACCAACUCAACCCCAAAUACGAAUGGGAUUUAGUGUACCCUUGGCAGGAGCCGGCCUAGGAGCCGGAGUAUAUCAUGGGCCUGUCACGGUGAAUGGCGGCCAGCCGGCCUGGAUGUGGAUUCCUGCUCCCGCUCCGCCUGCCGCUCCACUUCCUGCACAUUCAGCUUACAAUGGGCCGGGAACGUUGGUCGCAAACGGAGUGAUACCAUCCGAUGGAGCGGUAUCGACGGGUGGUGAUAAGCCCGGAUGGAAUGCUGCUGGGCCUACCGGGACAGAUGAGAAGGAUGGAUGUGGACACAAGCCGCCCAAAAAAGACGAGAACUGUGUAAAUCCGUUGAGGGAAGAAGAAGAUGAUAAAAACCCAUCCAAGGAAGACGAAGAAUCGCCAAAGAAAUGA
This is a messenger RNA of Recurvomyces mirabilis, 465 nucleotides long. RefSeq lists its product as uncharacterized. The record is from RefSeq and is a predicted model, not a curated record. The transcript is spliced from 2 exons. The coding region runs from base 1 to 465 and encodes 154 amino acids. Lineage: Eukaryota; Fungi; Ascomycota; Dothideomycetes; Mycosphaerellales; Teratosphaeriaceae.